AUGAUUCUUCAUCUUGCAAUCAGUUGCUCCAUUUUUCUAAUAGCAUAUGGCUGCGGACCAAUGCAAGGUUUCUAUGAAAAAGAUCAGAUACAAUUAAUUCAUGAUGCACCACCACAUGAACCUACCUUUGCCUGUCGUAUUUAUCCUUGGAUUUGUCAACAAAAUCAUAGUCAUAUUCCACCUGGAAAAACUCCAUUUGAUGAUAUCGCUGAAAUGUUGAAAAUUCGUCAUAGAAUAAAAUCAAAAACUACAAAAACACCACUAGCGCCACCACCACCAACACCGCCAUCGCCACCAACAACAACAACAAAAGCAACAACAACAACAACAGAAGCAACAACAACAACAGAAGCAACAACAACAACAAAAGCAACAACAACAACAACAGAAGCAACAACAACAACAGAAGCAACAACAACAACAACAGAAGCAACAACUACGACAACUGAAGAACCUACUACUACUGAGUGGUCUAGCACAGUUCCAACUAAAGCUCUGCCUAUUCGAUAUCCUGGACAAGCGCAAACACCGAGAGAAGCGCUGGAUAAUUUGAAAAAGUCAAUACAUCAAGCGUUAACUGAAAUGUUAUUCAAUGUUGGAUUAAAUCCAACGAUAAAUUAUACUACACAAGGUUAUGUGCCAGAUGAUGUGAUCAUUGGGACAGAUAUAUCUGGUGGCCAAGUAUGGCGCCGUAAUGUGGGCUCACAUGUUCUAAAGGAUGAUAUCGUUAUCGCAUUUGUCAAUGGUAGCAAAUAUGAAAAGUAUUUCAAUAAUGUUACUGAAUGUAUUAAAUCACCGUCAUUUUGCAAUGGAAUGAUGCCUUCUCGAAUGAUAGGUGUUCCACACUGUAUUUUAAUUGAGCUUAAUCAUUUCGAUUGA
Molecule: messenger RNA, 879 nt
Organism: Brugia pahangi
Lineage: Eukaryota; Metazoa; Nematoda; Chromadorea; Rhabditida; Onchocercidae
Source: the annotation of a GenBank genome assembly